This is a messenger RNA of Puccinia graminis f. sp. tritici CRL 75-36-700-3, 1345 nucleotides long. RefSeq lists its product as uncharacterized. The transcript has 5 exons. Gene Ontology annotation, molecular function: ribokinase activity. The record is from RefSeq and is a predicted model, not a curated record. Bases 1 to 1122 code for a protein of 373 amino acids. Gene Ontology annotation, biological process: D-ribose metabolic process. Lineage: Eukaryota; Fungi; Basidiomycota; Pucciniomycetes; Pucciniales; Pucciniaceae.
AUGUAUGCGGGCCAAGCUUGGGAGCAGCAAGUACACAAACGAGACCGAAUAACGACCAGUGGCACGAUGGGCGAUUGUCAAAGAGCUUGUUUUAUCAGGAGCAGCAUCAACAUCGAUCAAUACUUUACUGUUGGAAAUAUUGUCCGGUCAGGAGAAACGAUUUCAAGCCGAGGAUUUAGUGAGAGGAUCGGGGGGAAGGGAGCUAAUGCAGCGGUUGCGAUUUCCAAAGCGGGAGAACGUGUCUAUUUUUCUGGACUGAUUGACAAUCAGUCAACUUGGCUAAAAGAUACUUUGAAGGCAUUUCAGGUUGAUGUUGAUGGAUUGAAAAUCUGCGAUGAAAGAUCAAAACUUCCAACUGGCCGAGCAAUAAUUCAAGUUUCUCAUGAGACCGGCGAAAACGCAAUCGUUCUGGUCCCAGGAGCCAACCAUGCGCCGUCCGAGUUUUGGCCAGAACUUGAAUCAAUACUGAAGCCGAUGAAAUAUAGUCACGUAUUACUUCAAAACGAGAUCCCAAUCGCCCAGACUCUCCACACCUCGAAAAUCGCUCAUUCACUAGGCAUCACCACCAUCUUCAAUCCAUCACCACUACCAAGCCCCAAGGAAGUUACAGAAGUAAUAGAUUGGAGUUGUAUAGAUUGGCUGAUCGUCAACGAGGAAGAGGCACGAAUGCUAAGAAAUCGCGCAACUUCUAGGACUCGCUGCGACGAUCAGCUUGAAUGCGGAGAAAUUCCUGAUUUGAAACAAGAGCUGGCAGUUUUGCAAGAGUUAAUCAGUUUUUCGAUGGCCACGUUUUCAAUCGUCAUAACCUUGGGCUCACGUGGCUCUUUGCUAGCCUUUCGACAUACUCCAUCCGUUUGGAUCGGCGUUCAUACUCCUCCUAGUGCAGGAAAGAGACCGGUAAUCAAUACAACUGGGGCUGGAGAUUGCUUUACAGGUUUUCUGGUUGCGGAAUUGAUCAGAUUGGACAAGAGUCCGAUACCUAAAGAUCAGCUUUUAGAAAGAUUGAAGAAAUCCAUGCAGGUAGCUAGCCAAGCAGCCCGUUUGUGUGUGGAAAACCACGGAACCAUUGACAGUUAUCCAACCCUUGAAGAAGUGCAAACUCAUUCAAAUGUUUGCAGCUAGUUUGUUUCUCUCUCUUUCGCAAGAAAUACAAUGAAGUUCAAACUUUUCAUAACAUCAGAAUCAAAAAUGUUUUCAUCUGCACCGAUGCUUUUGAAGAUUUCUACACUAAGGAAAGCGUCAUUCAUCACAUUACCAGGCCAUAUGCACCACAGAAAAGCUGACCAGAGGAAAGAGGGAAUCAUGCUACGAGCAAAAAGGCUUGGGCACUUCUCAAGCAUGCCGG